Nezara viridula (southern green stink bug) is the source of this 247-nucleotide messenger RNA. The record is from the annotation of a GenBank genome assembly. NCBI's taxonomy places the organism in Eukaryota, Metazoa, Arthropoda, Insecta, Hemiptera, Pentatomidae.
AUGGAAGAAAAUAUCAUUCAUCAUAGGCAUAUUUUGUUGUAUUAUUUUAAAAAAGGUAAGCAGAAGUUCAUAGAAAAAUUUGUAAUGUUUAUGGGGAUGAUGCCUUAACCGAACGCGCCUGUAAAAGUUGGUUUGCCAAAUUUCAUAAAGGAAAUUUUGACAUCAAUGAUGCACAACGGUCUGGUUGCCCACGUGAAACGAGCAAUGUUAAGACCCCAAUCAGUGCGAGAGAUUGCUAUGGCACAAA